AAGGGGGGCGGGGGGUAUAAAGGUUAAGGAACUCGUCUGUACCGUCCCAAAGGCAAACAAGCCUGCUAGCCUUGAGUAAAGUCCAAUGGGGAUCACACACAGACAUAACAGAGGGGACAGAGCCUGAAGGCGUUCUAACCGAGCCAAAAAAAGACCUCAGAUCCAGCGCAUGCUCCUCAGGGACCAGUCUGCUAUCAUGGAUCUUGUCCACAGCUGGGGGGUCCAGCUGGCGCAGCACCUUCAGACCAAAUACAGCGGAUACGAGGGCUUGUUCAGUCUGGCCUCCACGGUAGCCGACCUGCACACCACCUUCUUCUUCUUCUUCCCCAUCUGGUUCCACCUGCGGAGGGACACGGGGCUCCGGCUGGUCUGGGUGGCUGUCGUCGGAGACUGGAUCAACCUGGUCCUCAAAUGGGUUCUUUUUGGAGAGAGACCAUACUGGUGGGUUCAUGAGACCCACUUCUACAGGGCGGGGGCGGCCCCUUCGCUGCACCAGUUCCCCAUCACGUGUGAAACUGGACCAGGGAGUCCCUCUGGUCAUGCCAUGGGGGCUGCGGGGGUCUGGUACGUGAUGGUGACCGCUCUGCUCGCCAUCGCAGCGGAGAAACGAUGCCCGCCGUCACUGUACACUGUCUUGCAGGUGCUUCUGUGGGGGCUCAUGGUCCUGCUGGUGUUGCUGGUGUGCAUGUCCAGGGUCUACAUGGCCGCCCACUUCCCACACCAGGUCAUCGCCGGCAUUGUGGCAGGCGUGCUCGUGGCUGAAGCCGUGUCCGGGGUGAAGUGGAUCUACAGCGCUAGCUUGAGGACGUACACCUUCACCGCGGCCUUCUUGAUCUCCUUCGCGGUGGGCUUCUACCUCAUGCUCAAAGCUGUGGGUGUGGACCUCCUGUGGACUCUGGAGAAGGCCCAGCGGUGGUGCACGAAGGCCGAGUGGGUCCACCUGGACACCACGCCCUUCGCCAGCCUCCUGCGCAACACGGGCAGCCUGCUGGGUCUUGGCGUCGGCCUGAGCCUGCACUCGCCCAGGAAGACGAGCUGCGCUUUCAAGACGGUUUGCAUCGUUGCCUCGUUAGCGCUGCUGCGUCUCUUAGAUGCUUGGACAUUUUCCUCAGAGAACCUCGUAGCUUUCUACUGCUUGUCCUUCAGCAAGAGCGCAGUCGCACUUUUAAUCCCGACCGCGGUGGUUCCUUGGGCUCUCCGCUGAAUGAGCACGAGAAAUGGAGACGAGAAGAACUUGUGAUUUUUGGCCAGGAUCGAGUCGAUGUUUCAUGUUGGAAAUGUGCUUACACGUGUCAAAAGUACAACGUAGGAACCUUCAGGGCACGGGUGUCCAAAGGGCGGCCCGCGGGCCAUUUGUGCCCCGCUGCUGUUUUUUUUAUUGGCCCACGGCACAUUCUAAAAAUAUCAUUUAACAAAAAAAAGAAAAAAAACACAACAGCAAAAAUAGAAAAAUCAUCAGUUAUUUUACAAGAAUAAUGCAAAAAUAUUACAAGAAAAAAUUUGGACUCUAAAGUCGCAAUUUUAUGAGAAGAAUAUUAUGAUGAAAAAUACCGUCAUUUUAGUAGCAUAAAGUUGAAAUAUCACGUAAAAUAAUUAGAAAAAAUAUAUAUUUUUUUAAAGUCGUAAUAUUAUAAGAAACAAACACAACAACAAAUAAAGUUGUCAUUUUUGGAAAAUUAGGUUGCGGAAGAAGCUUAAUGUUACGAGAAUAAAGUCAAAAUAUUCUGGGAAUAAAGCCAUAAUUAGGAGAAGAACAUUUACAUCAAGAAAGUUGAAAUACUAAUAAUAAUAAUUAAUAAAUAAAGUCAAAAAAUUAAAAGAAAAUUGUAUUCUAACGAGAAAAAAAAGUUGCAAUUUUACAAGAAUAAACUCGUAAUAUUAUGAGGGAAAAUAAUGUCAUUUUAGUGGCAUAAAGUUCAAAUGUUUAAAAAAGACAUUUUUUAAAAGUCAUACUAUUGUGAGAAACAAACAAAACAACGAAUAAAGUUGUAAUUUUUCAAAAAUGUUAUAAUAUUACAAGACUAAAGUCAAAAUAUUAAGAGAAAAAUGUUGUAUUGUAACGAGAGAAAAAGUUUUUUCUCGUUUUUUCACUUUUGGCAGUGAAAGCAUUGUAUGGCUCUUCUCAACGAGCAGCGGGUCUCGCUUGAAACAUGAAAGAAAACAAAAAAAAUGAACAACAGAAGAAAGUUUGUUUGCAAUUCCAAACGUAUUUGUUUUGCUUUGGUUUUUGCUUGUUUUUCUUUGCUCACUUUUUGUCAAUAAAAGUGUUUUUUUGCAAAUGAGA
This is a messenger RNA of Dunckerocampus dactyliophorus (ringed pipefish), 2284 nucleotides long. RefSeq names its product glucose-6-phosphatase catalytic subunit 1a, tandem duplicate 1 (gene g6pc1a.1). NCBI's taxonomy places the organism in Eukaryota, Metazoa, Chordata, Actinopteri, Syngnathiformes, Syngnathidae. Bases 170 to 1204 code for a protein of 344 amino acids. Gene Ontology annotation, cellular component: membrane. The record is from RefSeq and is a predicted model, not a curated record. Gene Ontology annotation, molecular function: glucose-6-phosphatase activity. Gene Ontology annotation, biological process: glucose 6-phosphate metabolic process; gluconeogenesis. The transcript is spliced from 5 exons.